Messenger RNA from Podarcis muralis (Common wall lizard), 3723 nucleotides. RefSeq names its product solute carrier family 12 member 9 (gene SLC12A9). Gene Ontology annotation, molecular function: potassium:chloride symporter activity. Lineage: Eukaryota; Metazoa; Chordata; Lepidosauria; Squamata; Lacertidae. Gene Ontology annotation, cellular component: membrane. The record is from RefSeq and is a predicted model, not a curated record. Gene Ontology annotation, biological process: potassium ion homeostasis; chloride transmembrane transport; cell volume homeostasis.
GAAAUCCGGUUGCUGUGCAUACACAGGGCAGCCCGGGAAGGCAAGCCCUUUCCUUUGUCCCGGGGAGGCAAGAGGCGCGGCGCCCCAUGGCCUCCCGCGUACACGCGUAACGUGAGAACGAUAAAGCGGGGAGCUUGCGGCCCCCCCAGGCCAUGUCUACAGAGAGCUCCCCUCUGCUCAGCUACCGGCUCUUCCGGGUCUCUAGCGAGGGCGAGAUGCCGGGGGGCGGCCAGGAAGAGGCCCCCCUGGUGGUGGGGGUGGCGGGGUCGGCCACAGGGAGCUCCCACCAUGACCCGGCCCGGCAGCUGUCGACGUUCUUCGGGGUCAUCGUCCCCACGGUCCUCUCCAUGUUCAGCAUUGUGGUCUUCAUGCGUGUGGGGUUUGUCAUCGGCCACGCAGGCUUCCUGCAGUCUCUCCUUAUGUUGGUGGUGGCCUAUGUCAUCAUUUCCUUGACCGUCCUGUCCGUCUGCGCCAUCUCCACCAAUGGAGCGGUCCAGGCAGGCGGGGCUUACUUCAUGAUCAGUCGGACCCUGGGCCCCGAAUUCGGUGGCAGCAUCGGGCUCAUGUUCUACCUGGCCAACGUCUGCGCUUGCGGAGUCUAUGUCCUCGGGCUGGUGGAAGCCAUUCUGGACGACUUCGGAGCAGAUGGAUCCGACCCUCCCGGGGCAAAGGCUCUCCCCCAGGGCUACCUGUACAGCUUCCUCUACGGCUCGGUCGUCCUCCUGGUCUGCCUCCUGGUCUGCCUGGUGGGGUCCCACAUCUACUCCCGGGCGGCCUUCUUCAUCUUCCUGGUGGUCAACGCUGUCCUCAUCACCAUCUUUGCCAGCUUCUUUGCCGUGUCGCCUCGGGAGAUCGCGGUCUCCCGGGACGGGAACCACAGCUUCAACGCCUCCUUCACCGGGUUCAACGUCUCCACGCUCAGGGACAACAUGUAUGCCAUGUACUCUCGCGAUUACACCACCAACAACAUCAUGUCCUUCGCCACCGUCUUCGCCGUUAUGUUCAACGGCUGCACGGGCAUCAUGGCUGGGUCCAACAUGUCAGGGGAACUCAAAAACGCCAGCAGCUCCAUCCCGAAAGGGACCAUCAUUGCCGUGGUCUACACUUUUGUCAUCUAUUUCCUUCUCUUCUUCAUGACCAGCUUCACCUGCGAGAGGGCUCUGCUGAAGGGGGACUACGGCUUCUUCCGGGCUAUCAAUGUAUGGCCGCCCUUUGUGUUGAUCGGCAUCUACUCUGCGUCGCUCUCGGCAUCGAUGAGCAACCUCAUUGGCGCGUCGCGGAUCCUCCACGCCCUGGCAAAGGACGACCUGUUUGGAAUCGUCCUGGCUCCGGCGAAGAUUGUUUCCAAAGGGGGCAACCCGUGGGUGGCCGUCCUCUACACCUGGGCGCUUGUGCAGCUGGUCCUCUUCGUCGGGAAACUGAACACCAUCGCCAGCAUCGUCACCGUCUUCUACCUCGUGGCCUAUGCCGCCGUGGACCUGGCCUGCUUGGCGCUGGAGUGGGCCUCCGCCCCCAAUUUCCGCCCCACCUUCCAGGUGUUUUCGUGGCACACCUGCCUCCUGGGCAUCGUCUCCUGCCUGGUGAUGAUGUUCCUGAUCAGUGCGGCCGGCGCCUCUGGCAGCCUGGGGCUCAUGCUGCUGCUCCUGGGCUUCAUCCACCUGCGCUCCGCCGCUUCCUCCUGGGGCUACAUCAGCCAGGCCCUCAUCUUCCACCAGGUCCGGAAGUAUCUGCUCCUCCUCGACAUACGGAAGGACCACGUCAAAUUCUGGCGGCCCCAAAUCCUCCUUAUGGUGGCCAACCCCCGGGGCAGCUCCCAGCUCAUGAAGUUUAUCAACCACCUCAAGAAAGGGGGCCUCUUUGUCCUGGGGCACGUGGAGAUUGGGGACCUUGACACGAUGCCCUCCGACCCCAUCCAAGCCCACUACAAUUUCUGGCUGAGCCUGGUGGACAAGCUAAGCAUCAAGGCAUUCGUGGACCUCACCCUCUCGCCUUCGGUCCGCCAAGGGACACAGCACCUCCUCCGGAUCACCGGCUUGGGAGGGAUGAAACCCAACACUUUGGUCCUCGGCUUCUACGACGACUGCGUCCCGGAGGAUUACUUCCUGCAAGACCCGGCCUUCAGCCAAGCGCGGGAGAACGACGAGUUCGGCGUGGACCUGCCGGCCCUCCAGGCCCACUUCCCACCGGUGAGGGAGGCGGAGAGCCAGCGGGCCUUGAGACCCUCCGAGUACGUGGCCAUCAUCUCCGACGCGGUGAAGAUGCACAAGAACGUCUGCCUGGCGCGCUACUUCCACCUGCUGGAGAAGGACCUGCCGCCCUCGUCUUCGUCAACCUCUUCCAAGCGCCGCUUCGAGGGCCGCUACAUCGACGUGUGGCCCCUCAACCUCCUGCGCCCCAACUCGCCCACCUACGUGGACAUCUGCAGCCUCUUCCUCCUGCAGAUGGCCUGCAUCCUCACCAUGGUCAGCUCCUGGAAGGCCGCGAGGCUCCGCAUCUUCCUCUGCGUGGAGUCGGGAGACGUGGGCUGGGUCGGCAAGGAGGAGAAGCUGAGGGAGCUCUUGACCAAGCUGAGGAUCAAGGCCACCAUCAAGAUCGUCACGUGGGACCAGGUGGUGGCCCUCCACGGCCACCCCCAGCAUGCCGCGGGGCCCCGGGGGACCCCGAGAGGCCGGCUUCCCUCCGGGGCCGAGAAACCGGCGAGAGAGACCUACCUGAACGCCGCCACCUUCCAGGUGACCGACGAGUAUUUGGCCUCCGUCAACGACCUGCUCUUGAAGCAAGGGGGGCAGACGGCCGUGCGCUUCCUCUACCUCCCGCGCCCCCCGGCCGACACCUCGCAGUACGAGCGCUACCUGGAGCAGCUGGCGAUCCUGACCACAGAUCUGGGGCCCACUAUGCUCAUCCAUGGCCUGACGCCCGUCACCUGUACGGAGCUCUGAGGAGGACCUGGGGUUUGGCAGGGGCAGAGGGGUGGAAAUUCUAGGUGGUUUUGUUUCUGUUUCUGUUUUUUUUACAAAAGAAAUAAGGUGCCUUGUCUCUCGAGAGUGAAGUGAGUGGUGAGAAAAUUUGCCCUGGUGGUUUUGGAGAGGUGCCUUUGGGAAGGGGCAGAGAGGACCUUGCAAGUCCCGGGUAGAUUUUGGGAGUCUUGAGUGAAGGCCCAGCAAGCUUGAAGGGGGCGAAGAGAGAGGUUGGGCAGGGGCUGCUUCUUUUUAUGUUUUUAAGGAGAAGAGCUCCCCUGCACAGACACACACGGUUCGGGAAUGCCUUCAUAGCCGCAACAUGUAGCAGAGGCCUUGGACCAUCAGAAUCUGGUAGACAGGGCAGUUCUUGCACGUAUAUAUUUCCCUUGCAACCUGUCCUUUGCAAACUGCUCCAUCAGGAUUCAUAUGAGACGCACAGACUGGUUUGCCAUGGAUUCUUCUCCCACACAGACACCUCCUCAGGGAAAACAGGAAAACGAAGGCAGUCCCCAACACUAGCAAUAGGGUGGCCUUUUUGCUGCUAGGCUCUAAGAUUUGCUCCUUCAGGCAACGCCCCUGCAGCCUUACUCCUGAAAUUAGAAACGGUGGAUUGGGCCCCCAGUCCACUUGUUCAGCGCAUGCUACCUUGACUCUAGGGCCACAUUCACACCAAUUAAACCACGGUGAUAUCACUUUAAACAGGUAUGGCUUCCCCGGAAGAAUCCUGGAAUCUGCGGUUUGUUGGGAAACCCCCUAUUACACA